AGCUGUUUACAUACAACCAUAAACAUUGCAUUAUGUUUCUGCAUCUUUAUUUACAUAAAUCUGUAUUUUGCUCUUAAUGUUUACAACGUGAAAUUAAUAAGAAAUGUCAAUUUAUCGAGCACGCGUUAAAGAAUUUGAAGAUGCACUAAAAGAAGAUGAAAUACAGCUAAAGUACCUGCACGAAUUAUGCUUUAAUGGUAUACCUGAUGGUUAUAGUUUUCGCUCCUUAUGUUGGAAAAUAUUACUAGGCUAUUUAGGUCACAAGAGACUUACAUGGGAAGAGACACUGUCAAGAAAACGUUCACUAUAUCGUCAAUUUAUUGAAGAUUUAGUAAUACCCCCAGGUAUUGCUGCAACAAAUGGAGAAAAUGGUUGUUUAAACGAUCAUCCGCUUAGUGAAGGCCCGGAGAGCGCCUGGAACACAUUUUUUAAUGACAAUGAAUUUCUAUUACAGAUUGAUAAAGAUGUUCGACGGUUGUGUCCAGAUAUAUCAUUUUUUCAACAACCUACAGAAUUCCCAUGUGAUAUAGUUGCUAAUAGUAAAGGCGAACGAAGAUUGCAUCAAAGGGUUGUUCCCUCAAUAUUAAGCUCUGCCAACGUUGAACGUAAAGGAUUAGGCGUUACAAAGCAGAUAAAUCUUAUAACAAAACGUUCUUUUGAAAGUUAUAGCGCAAUGGAAGAGGGACAAGAAGCUCAUUGGGAAAUAGUACAACGUAUAUUAUUUCUAUAUGCUAAAUUGAACCCUGGACAGGGUUAUGUGCAAGGCAUGAAUGAAAUUGUUGGGCCAAUUUAUUAUGUUAUGGCUUCUGAUCCAGAUAUUGAGACACGAAAACAUGCUGAAGCAGAUAGUUUCUUCUGUUUUACCGCACUAAUGAGUGAGAUACGAGAUUUCUUUAUAAAAACUCUGGACGAUACCGAGGGGGGUAUAAAAUUUGUAAUGACAAAAUUAUCGAAUAUGGUGAAACAAAAAGAUCCUGAAGUAUUCGAACGUUUAAGGCAUCAAGAACUUCAUCCCCAAUAUUAUAGUUUUAGGUGGUUAACACUAUUACUUUCACAAGAAUUUCCACUGCCAGAUGUUGUGCGCAUAUGGGAUUCUGUAUUUUCAGAUGAACAUCGCUUUGAUUUUUUGAUUCGAAUAUGUUGUGCAAUGAUAUUAAUUCAACGUGAUUUAAUUUUGGAGAAUGACUUUGCAUCCAACGUAAAACUUUUGCAGAACUAUCCUCCAAUCGAUAUAAAUAUCGUACUCUCUCAUGCAGUUUCUCUUAAGUGAUAAUGAACAAGGCACAUUUGGAACGAACUACAAACGCCCAAGGUAUCAAAUUAAAAGCAUUUGUCAAUGAAAUCAUUCAAGAAAUAUAUUAGCUCUUAAACAAUCUACAAAGCAAUCGCAAGAAUUUAAAUAAGACAUUUUAUUAAUAUAAUUUUUUAUAAUAAAUAUAUACAUGCAAAUAUGUUUUAAAAUAUAAUUUCACGGUACUUUAAAAUUUUCACUACAAAUUGCUUACAUCUAAGAUUUAAUAUUAAACAUCAGAGAAGGAGGAAAGACAGCUCAAGACAAAUCAAAUUAUUACAGCACUGUAUGGUAUUAUGAAG
Teleopsis dalmanni is the source of this 1593-nucleotide messenger RNA. Its product is annotated as TBC1 domain family member 13. Gene Ontology annotation, biological process: activation of GTPase activity; intracellular protein transport. Lineage: Eukaryota; Metazoa; Arthropoda; Insecta; Diptera; Diopsidae. The record is from RefSeq and is a predicted model, not a curated record. The transcript is spliced from 7 exons. Bases 104 to 1270 code for a protein of 388 amino acids. Gene Ontology annotation, molecular function: GTPase activator activity.